AUGUCCAUCAAGACAAUCAUACUUACCACGGCCUUCGCCGCGCUCUCGGGCCUCGCUCAAGCGGGACCAGGUGCCAUCAUCUAUGCAUGCAUCAACCUACCCACUCCACCAUCGCAGAACUUCACGGUCAACUUCAAAGCCGGUGCUGGUACAGACAGGUGCCUGAAUAACAACGGCACGGAUGCUUCCGUCGUCGUCUCCCGGCAAGGUAUCACCUGCGCGUCAGUAGGCUACGUUGAAGCCAAGACGAGCAGUUGGGGUGAUUGGUGCGCGAGCGCCUCACGCUUCUGGUCGCUCUCUUGGGAAACGGAGGACCAAACACGUUCUGGCUCGACGAACACCGAGUGGUUCAGACGCAAAGACAUUGAGCUUGUGGGAUAUACCCCUGGCACCUACAUCUGCGGCAGGCCCGCUAGUUGCACUCAGCGCACCAUCACUUGGGAUAACCAGGGGCCUCUUUAUAUCAUCUUCAACCCACUCGACUUCACUCUUAAAGCUCGGGACUCCUCUGCCGCAGCCAUGAAUCACCCUGCCGAGGUAAUGGAAGUCAAAGAAACCGAGUCGCAGGUCAUUGCCCGAUCCCCAAGCCGCAUUUAUGGCAAUGUCGCAGAGCGGUACGCGAGGGCCUUCGACGUGUGA
Messenger RNA from Microdochium trichocladiopsis, 639 nucleotides. RefSeq lists its product as uncharacterized. The coding region runs from base 1 to 639 and encodes 212 amino acids. NCBI's taxonomy places the organism in Eukaryota, Fungi, Ascomycota, Sordariomycetes, Xylariales, Microdochiaceae. The record is from RefSeq and is a predicted model, not a curated record. The transcript is spliced from 3 exons.